Fopius arisanus is the source of this 4244-nucleotide messenger RNA. Its product is annotated as PDZ domain-containing protein 2. NCBI's taxonomy places the organism in Eukaryota, Metazoa, Arthropoda, Insecta, Hymenoptera, Braconidae. The transcript is spliced from 7 exons. Gene Ontology annotation, molecular function: protein binding. The record is from RefSeq and is a predicted model, not a curated record. The coding region runs from base 299 to 2974 and encodes 891 amino acids.
AUUUAGUAUCGUGGCAGAAAUGUCGGUGAACGGACGUUCAAAGUAUUCGCCGUGAAGGAUAUUAUUUUUCUCCAGUAUCAUACGCAUCCCACUGCCAAGAAUAAAUCAGCACUACACUUAUUACUUCUAUUCCAUUUUUUAUGAUAUUCUAUAAUUAGUUAUAAUUGUUCAUAAUUGUUCGUAAUUAUCAUCGUUAUUCCGUGCAACCGGACAGAGUGUUGCAAAUUGGAACAACGGAUUAUGCCUGGUGAUUAGCGAUUAUCGCGAGGAUUCAACGGUUCAUCUGCGAGAAGACAAAAUGCGUUUGUUCAAAAGACUUCCUAGCGAUCCGUGUCCUCAGCUCGUUUCAGCUACUCCAUUAUCUCAGGAUGAGGGUGUUACAAAAAGUUGCACGAAUGAGGAAAUGUCUACUCCGAAAAGUACUAGAAAUGGCGAAGAAAUGCCACCACCGAGUUCAGCAGUUUCAACGAGAAAAAGCAUCGCAACGUGGGGAAGAAAAGUAGGACGUAGAUGGGAUCAGUUGAAGAGAUCAGAGAGCUCUGAGAUACUCGAUCUGUCGGGUAGGAGACGUCGAUGGAGUCCCAAUAGACGAAGUGUUUGCGAGACGACCGAACAAGAAACGAGCCCAAAAGAUUCGAAACCAAAGAGGAUAUCACGAGUGGAAUCCCUGAGAAAUUUGUUUCGAGGGGGAGUCACUAAUAAUGAGGGGUCACCGAAGAGCGGGACGAUACAAGAGGAAGACCCGGUGGCUUUGAACUUAUACAAGAUGGACAAAGCAUUGAGUGAAGGAGCCUUGAGAACUGUUACACAAUCGAGGGAACCGCAGAAUCCUCGUACUUUAGCAGAAAAGAAGGAUAAGCUAAAUCAGGCUAUUAACAAUCUUCAAGAACAGCAUAAAGUGCUGGAUUAUAUUUUAAAGAAUCAGGAGAUUCUGAGAACUGAAAAAGGGAGCAACUUGGCACGUGAGACGCUUGAAAAAGUUCGCACACACAGCCCAUCCCACAGAGAAGAGCCUGUAAACCUCAGGCGAAAUAAACCAUCCAAGUCUCGUGAUAGUCCUUUAGGCAGUAAUGUAAAGAGAAAUCUCUUCAGUGCAAGAACAAGCAGUGGUGAGAACGAACGGAUAGAAAAUCGAAAAUCCUACACCGGAUCAGCAAUAGACGACUUAAUGUGCAACCUGCGUCUAGGGUGUGACGAGAGUGGAUAUGAUUCAGAUAGUACCCGAGCAGGUGCUGACUCUCCAGACAGUGAGCAAUCAGCCCCAUCGAUGCUGAAGCCACGCAGUUUCUCCAUUACUUCAGAGGACUAUCAAGGGAUUGACCUCUCCCUGAUGCCCAUGGUGCCUCUCCCUCCAGUCCCUGUAAGCACUCCCACGAAAAACAGCCCAAUAAAAAAUUCUGAGAGUCCUGGGAACUUCAUCCAGCCUCUCAACGAUUCUCACAAUCUCAACAAUCUGGACAACACACUCAACUCAUCCGUUCACACAGAUGUAACAUUGAUGUCAGACGACGAAACCGACAGCUGCGACGACGAAGCGUUCGAGGCACUUCAGAAUGGCUUGCGCAUUCGUUUGAACCCUAGUCUCAUGGAGUGCGACGUUAACUCAUUCGAGGACAACUUCACGAGCAUUCCCUCAAUAAUUCAGAACAACAACAAUCCAGUGUCACCUCCCAGCACAUACAAAACUCUUUCCAAGUGCAAAGUACCUUCGAAGCCCCAAAUUUCAGAGGCUGACCGAGUCGCUCUGCUCAGUCGGUCGAGACUCCAGUCACCCCAGAGGCUCCCCAAGUGCCACUCAAGCAUUAAAAAUAGAAAACCCUCCAACGCGAGUGUCUUGAAUCUCCUCGACAACGCAGCAUCACCGAGCAAAGACAGUCCACCGGCUUCAAAAAUUAAAUCCACAUCAAUUAAUCCAAUUCCCUAUUACAGUCCUAAACGUACCCGUUCGAAAAUGGAGCCUGACUCGCCAGGUGAUGUUACCACUAAGGUGAAACGUCCAGUGAUAACUGCUAAGGCACCCAUCUCAUCGUCCUCAAAGCUUCUUAUGAAAGUUGUGGUGGACAAGCCAGGAAAUUUGGGCAUUUCCGUGGAUCGUCAGGGGGCGGUGAGGCCCACUUACAUUAUUUCAAAGUUGGAUCCCAAUGGAGGUGCUGCCAAAUCUAAACAGAUUCACGUUGGUGAUGAAAUUGUUCGCGUGUCUGGCCGUAGGGUUCGAGGUACGACAGCUUCUGAGGCCAGAACAGCCUUAAAAAGUUGUGUUGGUCCUGUGGAGCUGCAAAUCGCCAGGGAGUCGAAGGAGUCGAGAUUUUCCUUCGAUGUGGACCUGGGAGACACCUGGGGGGACUCAUUGGUACGUACGAGGAGUGAUACUGAGAUUUGGACACUCAGGGAUUCAUCCGAAGAGAAAAAGGACUCGAUUAAGGAUGCCCCUGGGACUGGGAGUGAGGCAACUACUUGCCAGGUCAUUGGGGCUCUCACCAAGGAUGGAAGGAGUCUCUCUAAUGUUACCAUGGAUCGGUUGGAGAGCUGUACGCUGAAUACUGAGAUUCGGAAUAAGACAGAUAAUAAUGUCUCACGUAAAAUGACUGGAAUGAGGAAAUUCCAAGUGACGAAGAAACGAUAUUCAACGCCUGUUUCAUUGGGACGUCGGGCUACCAGCGGCUGCAUUGAUUUGUUAACUAUCACUUUGGAGAAGGGGGCACCCAAGAAACUUGGCUUCUCCAUCGUUGGUGGGGCUGACAGCACCAAGGGCAGAAUGGGAAUCUUUGUCAAGGACAUUUUACCUGAUGGACAAGCUGCUGAGGAAGGCACUCUUAAGGCUGGAGAUGAAAUUCUUGCGAUCAAUGGGAUCCUGAUGGAGGGACUUACUCAUGCUGAAGCACUGCAAAAGUUCAAAGCUGCUAAGCAGGGGAAGAUUAUUCUACAUGUGGGCAGGAAGGAAACCUCGCAUAAACGGUUAUUAGUUGGACAUUAAAGUCGCAUUAACACAAUGAUGGGCCAGUCCAAAUCCUACAACUGUUUGGACAAGUUGGUAGAGGGCAGAGAGAAAUGACUAAGAUCGAAUAUCAUGGGAAAAAUCUAGUUACCAUUUCUUUUUUUUUUUUGUAAAGAUUUUUCUUCUACUCAUUUGUAUUAUGCGUUAGGAAUAAUUUCCUAGGAACGAUCUUUUCUUCAUUGAAGAUGCGUGUAUAUACUUCCAUUCAUUUAAUUUAGUUAAGGAGUGCGUGUUAUGAGUUAGGAUUAAUUAUUAAGAAAAUUGUGAUACUUGAUUUAGAUUUUUAUGGAGGUGAUUGAAAUUCUCAAUGUCCACGAUUUUUUGUUGAUUUGAUAAUGAUGUAAUGAUGAGAAUAAGGUUUCCGUACGUGGAAUGAGUGAAUGAUUGGACUACUGAGAAUUGAUGAUUGCUUACUAUGAAUUUGUAAAAAUAUUUGAAUCUUUAAAAACGUCAAAGGUGAAUUGACCUUUGAUAUACGCAAAGAAAAAUAUUCCGAAGGGCUUCCACCGUUUGGCCCAGAGUGGGCCCUCAAGUGAACAACUCAAUUCUCAUUAGCUGUAAAUUAUUAUUCAUCAAAAGUCAAUCACUACUUUUCAACAUUAACUUCAAGUUUAUUCGACCUAUCCCUGUUAGAUACAAUCCGCUAACACGUGGUAUACGGUCCACAUGACAGUCCACCUGUGGCUCAUAAUUAACAUAUAUUUUUAUGUUUUUUAAAUGUAAUUCAUUUAAUUUGAGCCACAAAGUGGAAAACAUUUCCCAGGAACAGUUUUACGAAAUUUUUGGACACUAAUUGAGUACACAUUUGGUUUACUCGCGAUUCGGUUAGAACAGCGUAGAAUUGAAGUACAGUUGUAACAUUCCAGUAGCAAAAAGCUAAAUCAUAUUAAGUCGGUUUGUUCUCAUAAAGUUUUUACGAAAUAUUUCAGAAUCAAACAGAGAUAGUGAAAAUAGCGUGAGGGCCUCUUUUGUAGAUCUCAAUGAGAUUACCAAAAAAGGUCCUGACCAGAAAUUCACUCUCCCUCUUAAAUUCAGAGACAUCUCGUAAAAACUUUUUCACCGACUAAAUCCACUCGUUACCUUUUAUCUCUUUGCUGCUGAUUUAUAUGUCAUUAGAUUUUAAAUGUAAUGAGACUGACAUUGAACAAUGUCUACCUGAAAUAAUGCUGUGAUACGGAUUGUAGUCACAUUAAUCUAGAUGUCGUAUAAAACAAUGUAUAUACAAAUAAACAGGUCCUUUUGUUAAUUA